CCAGGUGUGGUACUGGUCCCACUGUCCACACAGUGCCCCCAUCAUGUGCCUAUGCUUAGGCAGGUCGGAAUGUACGUCGUACCUCUUUAGCCUGAUUGAAUUCGUUUUGGCUACAGUUACCAGGAAUGCAUCAGUACAUUGUGAUGUGUGAUAGUAAUAAUAAUGAAUAAUUUAUACAAUAUGCACUUUUUCCUUCAGAUGAUCCAUGCACAGAACGCAGCUAUCUCCCUGCAUUUCGACACGUCAGAUGAUGGUGACACAGCUAGCUCCGCUUGGUUUCAUUUUCAGGCCACGUCAACUCGGGUACAGAUAAUUUACAGUGGAAAGCCGUAAGUUGACGGCACUGCUCUGUUCUUGCUGGCAGUGGAAAAGCUCCAACUGUGGGCCCCAUCUCUGUCACCUGCUCCUGUCCAGCACACGUGUACGUCGAUAGGCUUGGUGUUGGUAAGGGAGGUGUUCUAAGCGCUGGGUGCUUGAGUAGCAGCAGGAGCAGACGGGGAGAUGGAGAUUAGUGUCUGAACGUCCCAGAUGGGUCGAUAACAUCGAACACCUGACAGGGGGCCCCGUACCGCGUAAAGCCAUAAAACUUAGCUGUUAGUUCUCGCUGGUGCCAUGUUUGCCUGGCGGGUAACACAGGGAGUCUAGGAGCUGAUUAGACGGGUCCCCAUGGCAACCUGUAAUUCAACCCCACUGCCCCUGUCAAUAAUGCUGCAAGUUUGGCGUGAUGUGUGAAUGGUUCGCAUGUGAGGCUUUAAUCGCAGUAUCAGGAAGGGAAGCCAACAAGCGUGCCUGUUGUACCUUGAACGCUAAAAGAACAGUGAUGACUCUUCACCUUGGGUCACUUUGGUCCCCAUACACUCCAUUGAAUACUGAAGUCCUGCAAUUCCCCAGUUUCUGCAGUGAUGCCUGUCAUUCACAGGUGGGAGUCCUUCUGUUUUGUCCGGUGUAUCUCGAGCAUUUAGCUCUGACUUCUUGCAGCUAACAUUUUGGUGUUUCCAAAGACAGACUGGAGAACGUGGCAAGGGGCUGAUCGCAUCUUGUCCAGGUGGUAGUUCAAUUUUAAAAUAUAGAUCAUUGAAACUAUUUUCCCUAGAUGUGAAGGUGUGGACAACUGUUUUUUCCUGGAUAAAGGAGGAUAAAAUAGCAGUUGGAGCCAGUUUGACAUUUGCAUUUAAAUAGCCUCUUAAAAGUGCACCAUAGAUAAUUUGCUGCAUGUGCGCAUUUUCAUUGGUUACUCUUUUCAGAAUAAAAUCUAAGCCAAAAGCUCUGGUAGUGAGAGAACUUUUAAUAUAAUCAGCCCACAGAUAAAUUUAAGUUUCAUUUUUGUACGUAUUGUAGAUAACGGAAAGCUAAAUGCCAUUAGUAAUGCAAUUUAUCGCAAAAAUGUAUUAGAACUUUAAGGAAAAUGUUGCUUCACUGGAAAACACAAAUGUGUAUUGUUUUGUUAAAUAAUAUUUAUUGGUCCCAGUACUUUGGAAUGGCCCUUGGGCCAAGUUUAAAUGCUCUUCCUAAUAGGUGAUGAAACUUUAGAGGACAGAUAACCUCCUCGGGGGGGCAGGAUGUGGCUUCCCAGAAGACAGAUGUGGAAUGAUUGUUCUUCAUUUAAAAACCAGGCCAGUUUCAUGUCACAAAAUGCAUCCUGUGCAUUUAAGCAUCAAUGUUGUUGUUUGUCCGAGUUCUUGUGAAACGUGUAGCUGUUCCCCUGUUGUUUAAAGCACUCUUUCUCAGUGCCUGUUGUAGGCACUUCUGGUGCCUGCGGGCUCAUACUUAAUUCUAUAAUGUGGAGUUGGGCCUGACUGCUCUCAGCCUGAUAUUAAAUUUAACUCGUGAACAUUCACGCAAUAUUCUCAGAAACUCCAUUGUAAGAGAGACGUCCUUUAAAUCCUUCAGUAGCGGUCCAUGAUUUUCACACGCAAAAUCCACAACGUGUAAUUCCCAAAGUGGAAGGAUGGUUUUCUCAGCAGCCCUUGCUUGUGCUUUGAUCAGAUGCCGUUACGUGAAAAUUUGUCCACCAGGUGCAAGUUUUGCGUGUGCAGAUUAGAGGCAGCGUAACAGUGACUGACUUCAUCAGAAUGCAGUCUCUUAAACCCAACUGUGAAAUAGACCGUUAAAACAGAUCACUUGUAAUCAAGCUGUCAGAUUGCUGUGGGUCCUUAAGACUGCCAAUGUCGUACAUAAAGCCAACGCAAAAAUAAAUCGCAACAUCUUGGCGUUAAAGCAUUUCCUGCGGCUUCUUGAGUCUUUUGGGGGCGGGAUCCACUAUGUCGGCAACCUGUUUUCUCUUGGUUGCUUGGAGCUGCAUUCUUGGGCAUCGGACUCUGGGCAUGGGCAGAAAAGGGAGUGUUGUCAAACAUUUCAUCCAUAACGGACAUGGGGGGGUUUGAUCCUGUGUGGCUGUUCAUUGUGGUGGGGGCGGUGAUGUUCAUUCUGGGCUUUGCUGGGUGCAUCGGCGCCCUGAGAGAAAACACAGUCCUGCUGAAAUUUUUUUCUGUAUUUUUAGGGCUUAUUUUUUUCCUGGAGCUGACUGCUGGGAUCCUAGCAUUUGUUUUCAAGGACUGGAUUAAAGAACAGCUUAAUUUUUUCAUUAACAACAACGUCAAAGCGUAUCGUGAUGAUAUUGACCUCCAGAACCUCAUAGACUUCGCCCAAGAAUAUUGGUCAUGUUGUGGUGCACACGGCCCCAACGACUGGAACCUCAACAUGUACUUCAACUGCACAGAGCUGAACCCCAGCAGGGAGCGAUGUGGAGUCCCCUUCUCCUGCUGCGUCAAGGACCCGGCGGAGGAUGUUCUUAACACGCAGUGUGGCUACGACGUCCGCCUUCAGGGGGAACUUGACCAGCAGAGAUAUAUUUACACCAAGGGCUGUGUGGGUCAGUUUGAGAAGUGGCUUCAGGACAAUCUGAUCGUUGUGGCUGGGAUUUUUGUCGGAAUUGCACUAUUACAGAUAUUUGGAAUCUGCUUGGCUCAAAACCUGGUCAGUGACGUCAGAGCGGUAAAAGCUAAUUGGUGACGUUGAGCUAACAAGGAGAGCCACCUGCACACCCAGCCGGGCCCCUGUCAGGUGACACAAACCUGGACUGAAGCAUGGAACGGCACCAGCAAGGGGUCUUGGACAAUGGGAGCGUCUAUUGAUGGACUGAUGUUAGCUGAUUGUAGAGGUUGUUGGCUUCUGCUUUGGUUAGCCCUCCUCUGUUUCGGUGCUUCGUCAAAUGAUUUAGUCACGGCAUCGCAGAACCCUCACCCUGGGAGAAGCUCAUACCAUUGUAAUAUGAUGUUCUGCUGAGGUGGGGAGUGGACGUUGUGGUUUUUUGGUGUCUUGUGAUAUCCUUUAAUAUUUUAUAAAGAGUUGAGCAACAGCACACAGCAGCUUUAGAGGUGAAGCCACCGUCUUGCAUUCCGCGGACUUUUGCAUCCAGCCACGGACUGAACCAUCUUCGCGAUGUCGUCAGAUCCAACCUUCUGAGAUCACCCCCCAUCAAUAUCUGUUCAGUUUUUUUGUUUUUUUUUUUAUUUGGACCGAACCCCAUGUCUGUCAGCUCUCCGGAAGAUUAAAAAGCUCAGAAAGGCUGCAUUCUUCUGAAUGGACCUGAGGCUGAAUAACCCUUAAAGAUAUGAACCAUGGACCAGUCAGCAAGUGAUGUGCUGCUCAGAAUUUCAGGCAUCUCUCCUAUAACCGUGAAUAGCAGCGGUUCUUAGUGCUGCUGGGAAAUAGUUUGAAACAAAAUGAACCGUCACAGAAUGAAGGUGGACUUCAAGAUAUAUAUAAAUUAGUAUUUUUAUUCCUUUUUUGGUCGAAGACUAGAACUAGUAAUUACUGUUUAUCCCUUUUUAAGGAGUUGCAGCACUUUGCAAGGGUCUCACUCUCAGUGACACCCUUUGAAUGGGAACUGCCGUGACAACCUGUAAUUUCGGGCAGAUUUGGUAAGAGCUCUGCCGUAAUGGCUGCCCGAACGUGGCCUAUUUUCUGCAAGCACAAGUGCCCUGUUCUGGUCCAGCUUCGGGGGCCGACUGACAAGCCAGGCACCAUUCGACGUGCCAUCGCUGCUUAGAAAGAUUACAUUCUGGCCACCUUUUUUAAUUUUUAAUGGAAUCUUUGAUCUCGUUUAAGGUUUCAACGACCGAAAGUUAACCGAGUCACUAGAGCCACUGGCCUUUUUUAAAGAAUGUAACAGGAUGUCUAUGCUUGUGCUUCCCGUUAAACGCCUUGGUCCUCCUUUCACACUACAUGGAGGAUGGGUAAUGAGGCCUCAUCCUCCUAACCUCCUAGAGUUUUAUCCAAUGCUUCAUAAUAUGAGGCCAUCCAUAGGACCAGUAACCAUGGCAACAUUUCGCCUGUCACAGUCAGCAGUCUAUGUUCAGUCCUCGUGUUACUUCAUAUGCAGUAUACCAGCUUGCUGGGACCCCGCAAUCUCUUUGAGUGGCCUCCCCAUUUAAGAGGAUAGCCCAGUACCUUUAGGCCAAUAACUCCUCCCCCUUUGGUAAAGUGGUUUAUAUUAAAUUUGUAAAUGAGAAUUGGGGGGGGGGGUAGGAAGGAUCCUGAUGAUAACUUUCCAACUGUGGAUGGAAUUUGGGCUUAAAUGUUGUAGCAUUAACACUUAUGCAAAGCCACUGACUGUCUGGAGCCCAUUCCUGUCUGGAUUUCAUUUUUAUUUUUAUGAGUACACCCCAUGGCAGUAGAUUGUGUAUAUAAUUGUGACAGAGCUCCUAUUAGACAUGAGAGAUAGUAAUUUAAAAUACUUUUUAUUCUGUAAUUUUGUGUUUUGUUUACAUGACUCGCAGAGGUGUCCUUGAAUCAGCCCACGGAUGGUUUCCUCUUUGAGAAGGCCCAUUGACCCCGUCUGUCUUUUGAUUUCCUCACAAGAUGUUGCGCAUUCUGCAGGGAGGAAGCUCAAAGCAGGAGAAUGGCUUUUCCGUUCUCGUCUGUUAUGAAUGUAUAAUUAUGUACCAUAACUAUGCUUCCCUGUUUUCAUACACAUUCCACAAAAUAAAAAUUCCCUUUCAGCACAGUACCCCUUGACCUAGGGAAUAGAAAUCUGGUUGUUUGCCUGCUUUCCUUAGAAUUCGUCUCAUGUGACCAUAGAAUUGGUACCAGUGCCGUUUUGUCUAACUUAACAAAUUUAUUUUUGUAUAGCACAUUAUCACAACAUUACAUCGUCCCAAAGCGCUUUACAGCAUCCCCACCCGAAGCCCCCAGUGAAUAAGCCAUAGCCGACAUAAGCAAGCAUUGUCACCCCCCUCUUCGCUGAUUGCCGUCUUUGAAACCUACAAAAAUGUAGGGAUGUAGUUAAAAACCACUGAAUGCUUUACAGUGAUGCUGAUGGAUACAGUCUCCCACCCCCCGUUGGUGGAUUAUUUUGUCAGUGUUUUUUUUUCUUUUUCAUUUUACUGUUCAAUAUCUUUAGCUGGGGGUACAAUCACAAGCUAAUUUGGGAGGUAUCCCCUGUUUUAAUCAUUACCCCCCCCCCUUAGGAUAUUGAUGACAAUACAACUCUUUCCUCUUGAGUUAUAUGUCAGGUCCUCUAAUUGUCAGUAAAUAUACACCUUUAAAUACCCACAGAAAGCUUAAAAUGGAAUUGGUUAGGCCCAUAUGCUUUUUUUUAUUCCAUAUAGCAAAAAAUUAAGAGGAAAACAGAUGGAAAAAUGUAUAUCGCUGAAGAUGCAUUUUUUUCUACCUCAUUUUCAAAAAUGUUGAGGCAGGUCUACAUUGUUUCUGUUGCCUUUCAUGCUUCAUUGCUUGUUAUUAAUAUUCCAGAGUGGCACCAAUUUUAGUCCCUCUGGUGGAAUCGCCGUCCCAACAUAUGAACACAUUGCCUGUGUCUUGUCAGGGUCUUCAUUUUGCUAUGCAAAUUGAAGUUUCAGACACAUAAGAAAAUGGGAAUUAAAUAUUUAUCUCACCAAACAACAAAUAGUGGGGACAUUUCUUUUUCUUAUUUCUGGGUCUAUUACUGCAGCAGAAAACCAAUCCUUUGCUCACAGUUGAAGUUAAGGUCAUUUCCUGGUAAGGACCGUCAUAAAGCACGUGCCCUGCUCUCCUGGUGACUUGAGAAUCGCAUUGCAAAUUCAUAAGGCUUCACAGACGUGGAUCAUAUAUGAAUAUUUUAUGUCACAGUUUUAAAUUGUACUGUAACAAUUCCUAAUAUGAAACUUAUUAACAGUGCACCUCAUUGACCAUUAUGGUUUAUAGUAACUAUAACAAUUUUUGUUGUAUUUAUAACUUAAAGUAUAUGGUGGAGGCCAUGUACUCUAAGGCUGCUAUAGCCUUCUGACAUUCCACUAAUUCUACAGAGAUCCUAAGACUAUAAGCUCUUGGUAUCUUACAAAACACUACAGAUUGAUUGUUGUGUAUUUCACUCCCCCUCAUUUGUGUCGGCAAGGACGGCACUUUUAGUGGUAUGUGGGCAUUGUGUGGUUAAUCUGCGCUGGCAUUUACAUUUUCAAGUAAUUUGUAAAUCAUUGUUUCUUUUAAAGCUGAAUUGGUCUUUCACUUCAGCUUGAUGGUUUAGUACCCUGUUCUUUUCUAAACCUCAGACACAAAUAAUGACAUGUUAACACUGCAAAUUUACUUCUCUGAGUCGUUAUAUAAUUACAUACGUGUGUUUUAGUAUGGGAUAGUUAUCACCAAAAAUAGCAGCUCUUACACCUCUUGUACUUUCUUACUAAUCCACAUUUAAAAUUCUUUAAUUUUUAAGUUUUCAAAAAACAUUUCUACCCCAUUCAUGGUGGGUGGUGGUACCCCAGCAAAUUCUGUACAUUUUUGUCUUUUAGGUGAUUUGUAUAUAUAUUUUUUAAUCGGGACAACAGAAUACACAGAAAUAUUAGUUUUAGAAAUGAACUACCAUUCUAUUAGUCUGCAUUGUUUCCUUUAUUUUAAACGGCUUCUUUGAAAGGUUAGAAUUGUGUAGAAACGAUGAAAUUGGUUUGAUUGUUGCAUAUGGUCUGUUACACUGUAUAUUGUCUUACAAAUAUGCUUUUUCAUAAAUAAAAUGAUUUAUGACAAGAA
Messenger RNA from Paramormyrops kingsleyae, 7002 nucleotides. NCBI's taxonomy places the organism in Eukaryota, Metazoa, Chordata, Actinopteri, Osteoglossiformes, Mormyridae. The record is from RefSeq and is a predicted model, not a curated record.